CUGUUUCCAACAUCCAGAAUGUCCACCUACACCCGCCCUCUCCUCUUCACAACCCUAGCCCUGCUCUUCUCGAAAACCAAUGCUCAGUACUACAAUGGCUACAAUAAUAACAACUAUGGUCGGUGGGUCGGACUAGCCAUAGCUAUCAUCGCCCUCCUCUUCUUCAUUCUCUCCUGCUCCCUCAUGGCUCGCCGUCGCCGCCGCCUCAUGAACGCGGGCGUCAAGCCCGUCGUCUGGCCCACCAGCAAUGCCAACCAGUCGAGCGUCCUCCCGUUCUGGCAGAGCCCUCCGCCGUAUACUCCUAGCAACGGCAUGCAAGCGCCCCAGCAGCAGCCAUGGCAAGGUCCAGGUGGUCCUGGCGCCCAGACUGCGUACCCUCCGCCGUCGGGGCCGCCGCCCCCGCCGUACAACAAGGAUGGGAAGCCCAUGGGCGGCGACAGUGCAACUCAGGGGUAUACGCAGCAGCAGGGGUUUAGUGGUGCGCAGCCUCAGUAUCAGCCGCCUGCUGGCCCUCCUCCCGCACAUACGAGGAACGACUCGCGCGGAAACUUUGUCGGGGGCUUCCAUGCAUAAUCCGCUCUGUUCAUCCCAUCAUGAACUCACUUACACUAAUUAUGACCUGCGCUUGAUGGGCGAUGUUCGAUCAUUCUCAGUAAAGCACGAUCAGCCAGGACCUUAAUUACUUACGACUUGUGCUGCUUGUUCAUUGACCACUGUAUCCAUACUGCUAGCGAUCUUGUAUAAUUAUGCAUAUACCCAUCGUAACU
Molecule: messenger RNA, 767 nt
Organism: Coniophora puteana RWD-64-598 SS2
Lineage: Eukaryota; Fungi; Basidiomycota; Agaricomycetes; Boletales; Coniophoraceae
Exons: 3
Coding region: 19-573 (184 amino acids)
Source: RefSeq, a predicted model, not a curated record